Molecule: messenger RNA, 3719 nt
Organism: Cololabis saira (Pacific saury)
Lineage: Eukaryota; Metazoa; Chordata; Actinopteri; Beloniformes; Belonidae
Exons: 9
Coding region: 1-2403 (800 amino acids)
Source: RefSeq, a predicted model, not a curated record
AUGAGCUUUCAUUAUGAUGAGAAUUCCAGGACCCUGUUCCAUGGGGAGGAUUUCCAUAUCCUGCUGCCAUCGCAGGAUGUAGAGGUCACGUUUAAGAACAAGUCUGACCCUCGGACCCCUGUGAUUAUGAUGAGGGAAAGAAAAGUGGUCAGCAGUCGCGCGAGACCCAACCUACACCUCAACCACCUCAUUAUAGAAGCAGUGGGCGAGGGGGAUGAAGGAGUGUACAUCAUGACGAAUCCAAACAAUCCAGCGGAUGUCAAACAAAUUUCGCUCAUAGUCCGAGAUUGCACUAUUGAGCAGGUCAUCAAAUAUGGAGACAGCUUUCGUAUUCCACUGGUGGGGGUGAAUCCUCCCAUCACCGUCGACUACAAACCCAGUGCGGUGGAGGCCAAUGAGACAGCUAGUCCAGCGACGGUGGUGCUCCCUGCAGCAGGGACCUCCCCUGAGCCCUACCGGGGUCGUAUCCACGCCACUGAGCACCUCCUCACCCUCAGCGCUGUUACAGGUGCAGAUGAGGGGAGCUACACUGUCAUGGAUGACAAAGGGGUUAUUCAAAAGAAAGUGUGUCUUAAUGUCAAAGAGGACAAACACUUUGUGACCGUUUCAUACGGGGAAAGACUGAAGAUCAACCUGAUGUUCAACAGCUCUUUGGUCCAGCUGUACUGCAUCCCCAGCACUGAUGCCACGCCUGUUCUGCUGAUGGAUAAAGGACAGUUUACAAGUGCCCAAACGACGCUGGGAUUCAACGACCGUCUCUCUUUGGAAGGUUCACUGGUUAUUCUCGAUCAGGUCAAGGGUACAGAUCCAAACAUGUUUGUAAUUAAAGACUCAAAAGGAUUCACGGUGUCCACCGUCCAAGUAGAAGUAAAACCCUACAGGCUGGAGUCUCUCUAUGUGGCCAUCAUUGCCCUGUUGGGCCUGCUGGCUUUCCUUCUGCUGGUGUGCCUGCUCUCCUGCCUGAUCAAAGUGAAGAAGAGGGCCAAGAGGUCGGCCGCCCUAGAAAAACUGGCCGAAAACGCUGGCAAAGAAGAUGAAGGAGAGGCCUUCAGACAGGUGGUCAAGAACAUCACCAAGCUCAGUGAGGAAUCCAAACAUUCCCAAGCUGACACUACGGAGAAAUCUCAGAGCACUGAAGUGGACAUCAAAGGUCUGGAAGUUUCCUCUAAAGAAGUUGGGGUCGGUAACCUGGAGACCAGCGACUCAGGUGUUGGCUUUAACACUGCUCUCCCGCUGGACACUGACACUGAGGCUGCUGACCAAAUCCCCGAUUCUGAGGCUGCAAGCAUCUCUGUUGCUCCUGAUACUAAACCAAGUCCCCCAUCUGAUGCAGAGUCCAAGCCAAGCGCUCCACCAGCUUUGGAAAUUAAAUCCAGUCCAGAACCUGAAACCAAAGUCAGCCCAGCCCCCGAGACCAAGAAAACUCCUGACCAGCCCGAGGAAGCAAAGUUAGAUGUGCCCAAACCAGCGGAUACUAAACUCAGCCCAGCCUCGAGCCCAAAGCCCCAGAUUCGUCUGAGUCCAGCUGAUCCGAAGCCUGCACCCACCUCAAGCCCGGAACCUGAGCCAGCUGUCCCUGCAGCCACAACUCCCACACCUGCCCUGACUCCUACACCUGAGAGUAAGAGCGCCCUGACUCCUACAACUGAGAGUAAGAGUGCCCUGACUCCUACAGCUGAAAGUAAGAGUGCCCUGACUCCUACACCUGAGAGUAAGAGUGCCCUGACUCCUACAACUGAGAGUAAGAGUGCCCUGACUCCUACACCUGAGAGUAAGCGUGCCCUGACUCCUACAACUGAGAGUAAGAGUGCCCUGACUCCUACAGCUGAACGUAAGAGUCCCCUGACUCCUACAACUGAGAGUAAGAGUGCCCUGACUCCUACAACUGAGAGUAAGAGUGCCCUGACUCCUACACCUGAGAGUAAGAGUGCCCUGACUCCUACACCUGAGAGUAAGCGUGCCCUGACUCCUACAACUGAGAGUAAGAGUGCCCUGACUCCUACACCUGAGAGUAAGCGUGCCCUGACUCCUACAACUGAGAGUAAGAGUGCCCUGACUCCUACAGCUGAACGUAAGAGUCCCCUGACUCCUACACCUGAGAGUAAGAGUGCCCUGACUCCUACAGCUGAGAGUAAGAGUGCCCUGACUCCUACAGCUGAACGUAAGAGUGCCCUGACUCCUACACUUGAGCAGCCCAAACCAACUACACCAGAACCCAUUACCAAUGGCACACCCGAGCCAGGGCCAGAUUCCAAACCGAGCCCAGAUCAUGCAGAAAUGAUUGCAGACUCGGCUCCAAAAGCAGUCCCACCUAAAACCCCUGAAGUGGAGCUGAAAUCCAGCAGUGUUAUACCAGAAGCCAGCAAAGAUGGCACUGUGGCCAAGGAUACAGCAUCCACCUGAGAACUGCCCCUGCAAAAGCACAAAGGAAACCCCACACGUCAUACCACCACUGCAGACAAUCGAACACACACAACCAAAUGAUGACAGAACCACAGCAGCUGGGUCAAGGACAAAAUAUCAAGGGGUCUAAAGCCUCAACCAACCUGAAAAUGAUAUCUGACUAACACUAAAACGUUUGAGAGGUUCUAAUUCACAUUUCAAAGAGGAAGCACGACUUGUGAUUGUUUAACAUUUUAGAUGUAUGCAACUAGCAGCUUUUUCUUUUCUUUGCUAAUUGCACAGUAAAACUGCCAAACUGCAAUUGAAACCCUUUGCAGAGUUUACAACUAAAAUGUUAACUUCAUGAAACAUGUUUUAUAAAAUAUCCAGACAGGUUUACGGCAUUUCACCAUCCAGAAAUAGCAGAGUUGAUUAUUAAGUUUGUGAUAGUUUACUGAGUUGAACCAAGCGUCGUUUCCCACCAUGUGGAGGAAGCAGACAGAAGGGAUUCAGUUUUCACCCACUUUUAUCUUCAUGCUAAAAAAGGAGUGAUUGCUAAAGUUGAAAUUGUUUUCAUCAAACUUUAUUUCUGACCUCCUUGAUUUUUUUUUUCACAGCUGCCGUAAGUUUUUAUAAUAGCUUCCGAAACAUCUGCAAUAACAGGUUAUGCAUUACUUUAUCCACACAAAACAUAAAUACUGAUACUACUAAGCCCCUUAUUUAUAGACUAUCGUUUAGAUUCAGACUUCUAAUGGAUAUCUCUGAUGAUUAAGAUGUGUUUAGCAGAUGGAUCCCUUGAGUCUGGAUCAACCUUUUUGCUGCCUUUGAUCUGGAUUUUCUACUAGCUCUAUAAAAAUAUCUGCACUUUAAAAAAAAGAAAAAAGAAAAGCAAAUCAUGCCUGCAGAAACUUCAGGCUCUCCCUGUUAUCUCUCUUCUGCUUGCCGUCGAUUUUUAACUAAAUAUUUCCACUCAAGGACCGGCUUUUGUUAAUGAAACAUUUGUCAAAAUAAUUGAUAUUUAACCCUAACAUCUUUACUGACUCUAUUGUGCCCUUAUAGUAUGAGGCCUUUAUCAGUGGCAUCUUGUUUCUCUGGGGCUGGGAGGGAUGUUGGAUAUAUUUAAAUGUACAGUCAAAACUGUUUAAUCUUAACUCGUGCAUGGUACAGACAAAGUGUGCUGGUACAUAUUUAUGUUAAAAGAAAUGCAUGUCUCUACCUCGUGUUUCAGCUGGUCCAGGUUUCAUGCGCUGAAAUGAAAAACAGAAAUACUUAUUUUGAGACAAGCACAAAAAAACAGACAAGAACAAAUCAAGCGAGCAAUUAGAAAACCGAUGGAA